UAUUCUGAAUGGAUAUGUCAACAGUGGUCUAAAGAGGAGCAGCAGCGUCCGGAGCAGGGAGCACUGGGAGAGGGGAGAGAAGAGGCGGCUUCAACGUGUCGAAUUACCUGACUGAGAUGGGGGAUGAUCGACCUUUUGUUUGCACUGCCCCUGGAUGCGGGCAGAGAUUUACGAAUGAAGACCACCUGUCAGUCCACAAACACAAGCAUGAAAUGACACUAAAAUUCGGUCCUGCACGAACCGACUCUGUUAUCAUUGCAGAUCAGACCCCCACACCCACACGUUUCCUGAAGAACUGUGAGGAAGUUGGGCUGUUUCAAUGAGCUGGCCACUCCUUUGAGCAGGAGUUCUGCAAAGCACAUGAGGAUGACCAGAGGACAAAAACCCUGGCUGCACCUUUGCAGACACCAUCUGAGGUAAAAGAUGAAGACGAGGGACCUUUACAGGUUGAUUCUUCACCUCCAGAAAGUCCAGACUCAUCAUCCACCAUGUCAGACAACAGCAAAGAGUCAAGGGAAAUUAUCACAAAGCUUGUGGCCAACUCUGCUCCCACACCAACCAUCAUUCGUCCAGGCUCUCUGCCUCUUCACCUGAGCAGCGAUCCACUACAUCCAACGCUGCCAUCUCCAACAUCUGUCAUCACACAAGCACCGCCCUCCAACAGACAGCUGGGCUCUCCAACAGGCUCUUACUCAGUAGUUAGGCCCCUCCCAAAUGGACAGACCGUUCCUCUCCUUCCCAGCCCUGUGCAGAUGCCCUCUGUUAUAUCUCUUGCAAGGCCACUAAACAUGGUGCCUAACAUCCCCGGGAUUCCAGGACCCCAGUUGGGGGCCAGCAGUGGGUCGUCCUCCCCAUCUGGGUAUAGUUUACAUUCUGAGGCAAAGAUGAGGUUAAAGGCAGCUCUAAGUCAUCAGAGUCCAGCAGCACAAGAUGGGUCUGGUGGGGGGACAGGUUCGAUUCCUACUGUCCCCCAGCGACAGGAACAAAGCCAGCAGCCCACUCAAAACUCUGAUGCACCAUCACCUGCCCAACCACAGGUAUCUCCUGCUCAGCCAACAGGUAGCCGGCGGAGGAGAGCUUCAGAGAUGGACCCUGAUGAGAGAAGGCAGCGGUUCCUGGAGAGAAACCGUGCGGCUGCCUCCCGUUGCAGACAGAAACGAAAGCUGUGGGUUAAUUCUUUAGAAAAGAAGGCAGAGGACCUCGCCAACAUGAAUGUCUGCUUGACCAAUGAAGUAACCUUACUGAGGAAUGAAGUGUCCCAGCUAAAGCAACUGUUGUUGGCCCACAAAGACUGUCCUGUCACCAUUAUGCAGAAGAAGGCAGCUUUCUUAGCUGCAGGGGGAGAGGAAACCUCCAGGGACCCUUGUGCUGAACCUGUCAGUUCCCUAGCUGCAGUUAUUCAGCACGGGCAUUCUCCCCCUGCCCCGCCCUCCAGCCCAUGCACCACAAUCAACGGCCUGAGCGUCCGCGCCGCAGAGGCUGUGGCCAUGUCAGUCUUGGCAGGCAUGGGAUCAGGCCAACCCGGAGGUGUUGUCAUGGCUACGCAGUCACCCUCAUCCACAAGAUGAUGUGCUGAUGCAGGCAGAAUGAACUCAAGUGGCUUUUUGGAGGCAAAACCUGUAUAAAGUGUGUGAGCAAGGGACUCUAACCGCCACCGCCCACAUGGCUUAUGAUAAUCACACAGUCAGCCCUCCACUCGCAGCAGGCUUCCUGCUCAGAGAAGCUUUGCUACUCUGUUUGUAAAUAUAAAUAAUAAGUCGGACAGUCGCGCUGCAGAAUUUGGGCUGAUUUGUUGAGUUACAGUAUGACAGCUAUCAAAAUUUUAGAUGUUUUCAUCGCAGCCAUCACUUGCAUUUUAACAUGUGCUUUAAAAAAGCAGCUUCAUUUCAAUUCUUGCCCGCACACUGGUAUUGUGAGGAGAGCAGGUGCUUUCCAGGCAUAUUUGCUGUAAGAUAUCUUGUAUUUUUUUAAUUUGUAAAAAGAUUUUUAUGCCUGUUGUCUGAUAAUGUUUUGUUAAUGCAGUGAACUGACCUUGCUUUUGGGUGACUGCAGAAAACGGGAAGCCUGGAAAGUGUUGAUUUUCUUUUCUGACUUUUAAUUGUCUUCUGGUUUUCUGUCUGCAUUGUCAUUUUUCUCCUCAACAGUGUUUUGAGUUGAUUGAUUACUCUGUUGGUUUAUGUCUAGUCAUAUUGUUUUUUAAAUCUUCCCAGUUAACCUGUUUUGGACUGGAUGUCCAAUCCAGUUUGUCCUAUGUAUCAAUUGUAUUACUGCAUGGAGUAUUCAAGCCUGAAGAGUACCACUGUUAAUUCUUAUUCAUAAUCUCACAGUUAUUGCUCUGGUACUUCAAAAUUAUUGCUAUAGAAAUUGCUCUUAUGUAAGGAGUCCAUCCUCAGUCCUGAUGUAACAAGCGUGCAAUGCUUAGUUUUAUGUGUCUGUUAAAUGAUACAUGAAGAUUUUUAAACUAUGUACCAAACAUUGAGCAAAGAAUAGUGCAAUAUAUAUGUGUUUCCUCUCCCGUCCUCUCUGUUUGGAAAGUGAGAAAAUGUGAAGAUGAUGGUUCGUUUAUUCGUGCACAUCUGUAGAAAAAGAUGUUUUAGUCACUGGCGCUUUUCAACAACC
Molecule: messenger RNA, 2619 nt
Organism: Thalassophryne amazonica
Lineage: Eukaryota; Metazoa; Chordata; Actinopteri; Batrachoidiformes; Batrachoididae
Product: cyclic AMP-dependent transcription factor ATF-7-like
Biological process (GO): regulation of transcription by RNA polymerase II
Molecular function (GO): DNA-binding transcription factor activity, RNA polymerase II-specific; cAMP response element binding
Source: RefSeq, a predicted model, not a curated record